Molecule: messenger RNA, 7027 nt
Organism: Labrus mixtus (cuckoo wrasse)
Lineage: Eukaryota; Metazoa; Chordata; Actinopteri; Labriformes; Labridae
Gene: brinp1
Product: bone morphogenetic protein/retinoic acid inducible neural-specific 1
Exons: 8
Coding region: 456-2741 (761 amino acids)
Biological process (GO): negative regulation of mitotic cell cycle; positive regulation of neuron differentiation
Source: RefSeq, a predicted model, not a curated record
CCAGCCUCCCCUUCCUAGAGAUCCAUCCCACACCUCUCCACCCGCCAACAGCUCGGUGAGAGGGGAAAAAAAAAACCGAGAGCAGAACAGUUUCAAACACGUCGGCAUAAAAUCUCACAUCCUGAGCUCCCUGAUUUUUCUCUCUCUCCUUCUCGCUCCUUGCCUGCAGACGGACUUCAUGACUUUAUUCCUUCUCUGCGCGCUAAUGCCCGAGACCACACCGAAACGAAGGAUUUUUUUCCCUUGAGCAUGAAAAGGAUUGCCAAAUCAUCCGCAAUCCAACAUCACCGACUGAGCCACCAGCAGCAUGAGCACUGGAUACAUAUGCUCCAGCAGAAGUUGUUGGCUAGAGAACUAACAAACCUCGGAGCACAGAUACAGCGAAGAGGAGAGAGUCAGUUUUAGGUCUCCACAUAAUGGAGCGAGAAUGAACAGAGAGCGGCUUAAGAAAAAGCAUGAACUGGAGGUUUAUUGAGGUCAUCUGCUUCCUGUUUAUAUGGGACCAUAUAACAGUUCAGUCUUCCCGCCAGGACCCGUUGGCCACUGAGCAACAUGUCACCAAGCAAUAUGACUGGCUCAUCUCUGACCGAGGACCUUUCCACCACUCUCGGAGUUAUCUGUCCUUUGUGGAAAGAUUCCGCCAAGGAUUUACGACCAGAUAUAAAAUUUAUAGGGAAUUUGCACGUUGGAAGGUGAGGAACACCGCCAUCGAGAGAAGGGACCUGAUCCGAAACCCGGUCCCGCUCAUGCCAGAGUUCCAGCGCAGCGUCCGCUUGCUUGGCCGAAGACCGACGACUCAGCAGUUCAUCGACACCAUCAUCAAGAAAUAUGGAACCCAUAUUCUCAUCUCGGCCACCCUGGGAGGAGAGGAGGCGCUGACGAUGUACCUGGCCAAGAACAAGCUGGACAGGAAGCUCGUCAAUGCUACUCAGAACGUGGAAGCCCUUCAUCAGCUGGCCUCGUCGUACUUCAUAGACCGUGAUGGAACGAUGAGGAAGCUGCAUGAGAUCCAAAUCUCCACCAAUGCCAUCAAGGUGACGGAGACUCGGACGGGCCCACUUGGAUGCAGUAGCUAUGACAAUCUGGACUCGGUCAGCUCGAUCCUUCUGCAGAGCCCUGAGAGCAAGAUCCAUCUACAAGGUCUCCAGGUCAUUUUCCCGGAAUACCUGCAGGAGAAAUUUGUCCAGUCAGCUCUGAGUUACAUCAUGUGCAAUGGAGAGGGGGAGUACGUGUGCCAUGACAACCAGUGCAUCUGUCAGUGCGCCAACGAGUAUCCCCAGUGCAACUGUCCCAUCACCGACAUCCAGAUCAUGGAGAACACGCUGCUAGGCAUGACUGAGUCCUGGGUCUCCUCUUACAAGGACUUUGAGAACUCUGAUGAGUUCAAGUCCUUCCUGAAGAGGCUGCCGUCCACUCACUUCCUGCCCAUCAGCAGCGUGCAUCUCCUCUGGGGCAGCGACUGGGACCUUCAGGCUCGCUAUCGGCUCCUUCAGAGCUCCCUGGAGAUCCAGCGGCUCAAGAUCCAGCGCACCGCCCGCAAGCUCUUUGGCCUCAGCAUCCGUUGUCAUCACAACCCCAACCACCAGAUGCCUAGGGAGAGGUCUGUGAUGCAGUGGCUCAACAGGGUUCAGUCCUUCCUCUACUGCAAUGAGAACGGAUUCUGGGGAACAUUCCUGGAGAGCCAAAGGACAUGCGUUUGCCACACAGGUGUCACUCUAUGCCAGAGACCAAUCCCGUGUGUCAUUGGUGGCAACAACAGCUGUGCCAUGUGCAGCCUGGCCAACAUCUCACAAUGUGGCUCCUGCAACAAGGGCUACAAGUUGUACCGUGGUCGCUGUGAGCCUCAGAAUGUGGACUCGGAACGGAGCGAGCAGUUCAUCAGCUUCGAAACUGAUCUGGACUUUCAGGACCUGGAACUCAAAUACCUGCUACAGAAAAUGGAUUCACGAUUGUACAUUCACACUACUUUCAUCAGUAAUGAGAUCCGGCUAGAGACCUUCUUUGAUCCCCGAUGGCGUAAGCGCAUGUCCCUGACUCUCAAAAGUAACAAGAACCGGAUGGACUACCUCCACAUGAUAAUUGGUCUAUCAAUGAAGAUCUGCCAGAUGCGAAAUAGCAGCAUUGAUCCCAUGUUCUUUGUAUAUGUCAACCCAUUCAGUGGAAGUCACUCAGAAGGUUGGAGCAUGCCCUUUGGGGAACAUGGUUACCCACGUUGGGAAAAGGUACGGCUGCAGAACUCCCAGUGCUUCAACUGGACUCUUCUGCUCGGCAAUCGGUGGAAGACUUUCUUUGAGACAGUGCACAUCUACCUGCGUAGCCGUGCCAAGAUCCCAACUGGCCUACGCAAUGACACAGGACAGGGUCCAGUGGAUCUGGCAGACCCUAGCAAGCGUCAGAUCUACAUCAAAAUAUCAGAUAUCCAAGUGUUUGGCUACAGCCUUCGAUUUAAUGCUGACCUGCUCCGUAGUGCCGUGCAGCAGGUUAACCAGUCAUAUACACAAGGAACUCAGUUCUACUCAUCCUCAUCCGUAAUGCUCCUGUUGCUGGACAUUCGGGAUCGGAUUAACCGCCUUGCCCCUCCAUCUGCCCCUGGAAAACCCCAGCUGGACCUCUUCUCUUGUAUGCUUAAGCAUAGGCUCAAGCUCAACAACAGCGAGAUGAUUCGAGUGAAUCAUGCCUUGGACAUGUACAGCACAGAGAUACUAAAACAAUCAGACCACCUGACUGCUAAACUCUGCUGAACACAGUAACAUUCACAUAAGGACAGCAAAGAGAAACACCCAACAAAUGAACUACGAGGGGAUAUUAAUCCUCAUUUUGUUUUCUCUUUUUUGAUUUUUGGACCUUUUCUGCCUUUUGAUGUAAUAUUAACUUUGUAAGCAUAAUUCUUAAAGACAAAAAAAGGAAAAAAAAAAGCAGUGAUGGAAAGCAUUUGAGGCAGAUAAAGAAGAUAAAUGGAACCACUUUAAGGACUGUAUCAUAUUUGUCCCAGCAUGUCUGUCAUUCCCUAAAAGAACUCAAAAAAGAGAGAGUGGAACAAAAAAAAGAAACAAAAUAUUAAAUCUAUUUACUGGUGAAAAAGAGGCCUUGAUUUUACUCUGAGGGAUCAAAGGUUUUAUCUGAAACUGCCAUUCUUUAUCGAGACAAAAAAAAAAACAUUUUUAAGGGAAUAAAUGACACAACAAAAGGGCAGACCAGAUAUCGUUUUAUUUCAGCUAACGUGCAAAAUAUUUCAGACAUAAUGCAGAGUUUAAUAUUCAGAAUGUUUAUACAUUGUAAGGAGUAAAUAGCCCUAGCAACUACAUAGUCAACACAUUACUUAUAGACUCUUUAUUACAUUUCAAACCCACAGCAAAUCUGCAUUACUCUUUGUGAGUUAUGAGGCACUCUGUCAUUGUUCUGACACAUAAGGCACACAGCAGGGCAGUAAUGGAUAGUCAUGUCAAAUAACAAAAGCCAGCUGUUUAUAUAUACAUAUAUAUGUGGGUGAAUGUGUAUGUGUGCGUGCGCAAGUGUGCGUAUUCCUUUCUUUUGGCUUGAUGCUUAUUGCUGUUCGUUUACUGAAUGUGUCAUUUGAGAUUGACUCCAGUCUAAGCUAAAAACUUGCAUUCGGAGCGCUUCUUCCCGUGUUUGAAAUUCAAGCUGUGUUUUUUCACAAGGCAGUACCUCCUGGUGCGUGAGUGCAAUAUUGUGGUCUGAAGAUUUAACAAUCAAUGCUAUUUUGUACAGCUUUGCAAAAUGUACAUGUCGUGACUGCUGAUUUGUGGAGCUUUUCAGCACCAAGAGUAAAAUGUAAACAUUCAUCGUUCAGGCACAUUCGCGAGACAACUUAAAGCCAUACACUCCCCCCGAGGUAGACAUAGGGUAAGACAUUUAAGUUCAUCACUGUUCCACAAAGUACGUAUUUCAUUACAUGAGGGGAAGAAAAAAAACAGCUCCAUUUGUAUGUUUUUCAUUUCACCCUCACAGUUUUAAGAUAAGAGCACAGCAAAGAGACAGGUGACAGAGGCGGCAGACUUAUUAUGUUGGAUAAGAAUCGUGUUGUAAAGCCAUUGAAUUGCUCUGUUGUGCCACAGGGGAGAAAAAAAAAAGAGACGGUUAUAUUAAAGCUUCAAAUACAUUUUUUGGCGGUGUUAAAUCUAUACGCUUUUUUUUUUUUUUUUUUUUUAAACAAUUGCAGUUUUUCUUUCCAGAUAUGAUAUUUAACCUUGUUUUGCAUGUUGCUGAAAACAUCAAGAAAGUUGCAAAUUCUUUCUUAACACUCUCAAUCAUCAAACUCAAAUAUGAAACACUACCUAUGGAUUUGAUGGUCACAUUUUAUUUGGGUAAUCCGAUGCUGAAACAUUGCUUCAAUUUCAAUUUGGAGGUCCAGACCAUUACCAGCAUGAUUACUUAAAACAAAAAAGGCAUAAAGGCAUAGUGUCCUAAAACCUCACCGUUUUUAACAAAUAUGAGUUUGAACCUCUGACUGUAUAGAAAAAGGGACGACACAUCUCCAUCUCUUUUUGUUGUCCAAAAAAAACAAUUAAAUAUAGUUCUUAGAAAAAUUAGCAUGUGGAAACAAAUCAACAUGAUUUGCUUUUGCGACCGACUUCAGGUUUGAGAAAAAUGUAUUUCCUGUGUAUUUAGUUUGCCACAUGUCCCAUCUGUUGACAUGGAGGAGGCAGAGUUUUUGUCACGUAGAAGUUGGAAGUUUAAUUUUGGCUUCAUUUUCAGAGGGAUAUUUGUUGUGUCCAUCUUUUUAUGCAGUCUAUGGUUUGAACUAAAAAAAAGUUGCCGUAUUUGCAACCAGCGUCUAGCCCCCCAACCCUCAUAUUGUGAAAAAGGCUGCCAACCAAGCUGCACGCUUUUAGAAAUACAUUUAAAGAUAAGUACGUUUUUGUUAAUCAUUUGUGUUAUUUUUUUUUUUUAAUGUAUGUGAUUUGGUUUGUAGUUGUAGUUUAAUUGCCUUGUUGUUUUUUUGUUGAAUCUUGUGCUUUUUUAAGUUCUCAUUUUUCCUUCACAUUGUGUUUUCUUGUUCUGUAGGCUCAGCAGUAAGCAGAGGUAUAUAAUAUACAGGAGCUAUGCUGAAUUUUGACUUAUAUUGAAACAACACUGCUCAAACAAACAGCUUCUUGAGUCACAAAAAAAAUCAGGAAUUAGCAUCGGACCUGAAACUUGCCAGUAUUCAGCUUUGUUUACCGCAGAUUCACUACAUCCAAUUACAACUGCAAUAGUUGUAUCCAGGCGUGUGCAUUCUUGGCUUUAUGUGAUCUUCUUUUCCCCUUUAUUCUACUGUCGUCAAUAUUUUAUUAACAACUCUUAAUAGGUGCUUUAUUGAUAACAAUAGGUCAGUAAUUCAAGGAAUUCUAAUGUUCUUCUACAAAUCUAAUCAUGCCAGCUGAUUCAGAAGUCUAGUUGAAUGACUUCUUUUGUAUUAUUAUAGACAAAUAAGGCUCAGAUUGUUAGGCUGAGGGCUAAAUUGUCCAAUUAACCUGACAAUAACAACAGUACCUUCAUUAGUUUAUAUCUUUGCCAGGUUUAUGGCUUGACAUCCAUUAAGGUGCUUUCAAUGAGUGUGCAAUUACAUUUGCAGUGUUUCACGUCUGCAAAGGAUGCUAGCGUCUGCUUCGAGGUAUCUGGUAACUGUUGAAUCUCAAAGCGCCAUGGUAUUUCACCUUUGGCUCGUUUACAGUGUUUUAUCCAAUUAGCAUGCUAAACCCAAGAUGGCGGACUUUGCUUUUUUUUUUUUUUAGAAACAUGUAAGCACCAGUAGCAUUACCAUUGGACAGAAGCCCUAAGCAGACAUAAAUCCAUAUAUUUUAUUUACAAUGUUUUCCCAUGAAUUUUUACUUGUUUUCACAACAUCUCCACUUACGAAUGUUGUUAUCUUGAAAUUACAACACUGGCUUUCCUGUGUUAACAAGUUAAAUUCUCGAGGUCUCGACUUAAAUGUAGUUGUCCUCAAAGGGUAAACCAGCAUCGUUACCCCAUUAUAAGCUGAGAUCUUAAGAAAACAACCAAAAUUUGUACUGAUUUUCACAGGAAAACAGAGCAAAAUAAAAUGCAUGGAUGCAUGUCCCCUAGGGGCUUCCGUACCAUUGAAACAUUUGCAUACUAGCCAUAUUUUCUGACAGAUUCCACGUAAUAUAGAGCUGAUUUGGACAUAAAAAAUUAAAUCGCAAAAAGCCUGUACCGAGAAUAAAAGCGGUAAAUAUAGGAAGUAAUUGCUCAGCAUCAACACUGGACUAUCCAAAUGAAUUGUCACCAUUCCAUUUUAUUAAUAUUAUUAUUAUUAUUAAGUGCCUGUUAUCGAUCCCUUUAACACAUUUAGAGCUGGAGGAUGCGUUUAAAUGCUACACAAAAGACUGACACUCGAUUAGCUUCAGAAUUUAGGACCAUAAAUGUAGAUCAAACACUCUCUUCAUCUCCUCCUGAGAACUACGCCUUUAAGGGGAGGGGGGGUUUGUGCAUGUGGGGGAAAGUCAACCACCAGGCUGAGACAAAACGGAUGACUUGGAGUACCGGUGGAUAUUUUUUUUUCCCGUCCCCUGUUGUACAGUAUAUGUGUAAAUAUUAACUAUGUUACAGUAACACUGCUCUGCUACAGUAACAAUAUUAUAAAAAUAUAACAGUAUUGAAAGGGAAUACAAAGACUACUUCAUUCAAGCCCUCCAUUUGAGUACAUUGGCACAAAUUAAAGGGCACCCAUGUCUUAUGUAACUAAUUCGAUUCAUGACAAUUUAUGACUGUUUUUAUAUUGUUGAAAACAUGCUGUACUUUACAAUUGAUUUACUUCUUUUUCUUUUGCCACUGCAAGGUCCAUAAAACAAGCACAUUUACUCGUAUGGCAUUAUGCUACCACAGUGUUGCUUACAUGUACCCAUGAUAUGUCUGGAGAUUUUUACACCUAAUACCUUGCCUAUGUACCUUUUUUUUUUUUUUUUUCGCUGUUCUGUUGAGAUCAUUAUAUCAGCUUAUUUCAAAAUGAAUGUUUCAUAUAAUAAUCUAUUUCUCAUUAAAAGGCUAUAUUUAAUAAGAAGAGCAA